Molecule: messenger RNA, 3005 nt
Organism: Pararge aegeria (speckled wood butterfly)
Lineage: Eukaryota; Metazoa; Arthropoda; Insecta; Lepidoptera; Nymphalidae
Gene: Bap111
Product: SWI/SNF-related matrix-associated actin-dependent regulator of chromatin subfamily E member 1-like
Exons: 16
Coding region: 154-1821 (555 amino acids)
Biological process (GO): negative regulation of DNA-templated transcription
Cellular component (GO): SWI/SNF complex
Molecular function (GO): nuclear receptor binding; nucleosomal DNA binding
Source: RefSeq, a predicted model, not a curated record
GGCUGAUUAUUUAGCGUCCUACGUCUACAAGUGACGCUAUUAUAAAGAAUUUUAGAAUUUUAGAAUGAAGUUGCCGUUAUUUUGGAGUAUAUAAUUAUAAAAAGAAUACAAAGUUUUGGCUAAACAUUACAGCUUUUUAAUACUAUCAGCAAGAUGGCUACACCAAACAGCUACAAACAAAACACAUCUAUGUCAAUGCCGAGCCCCCAGACCAAUCCGCACUACAUGAUUGCGGGCCCCCCAAUGAGUUUCGGUAUGAUGAAAGGCGGUAUGAAUGCACCGCCCCACCAUAACCAAUACCAGUACCACCCGCAAUACCAGGGCGGGCCGGGCAUGGGCCCGCCGGGUGGGUACGCGUGGCAACAACACCGUUUCGGUGCAGAAAGCGCGCGACGCACGGCGGGCGCGGCCACGCAAGCCAGCAAGGAUGACAAGACGAGCCCCUUCGUCUCCAGCAUACACUCGCACCCUGGCUUCCAACCGCAGAAGAUCGGCAAGGGCGCUGGCGGGGGUGCCGGCCUCCCUAAACCACCGAAGCCGCCAGAAAAGCCCCUGAUGCCGUACAUGAGGUAUUCACGCCGAGUAUGGGACAGCGUGAAGGCAGCCAACCCAGAUCUCAAACUCUGGGAGAUCGGUCGCAUCAUUGGAGGAAUGUGGAGGGACCUGCCGCAAACAGAAAAAUACGCGUUCGUCGAUGAAUACGAAGCUGAGAAGUCGGAGUACGAAAAGAGCCUGAAGACGUACCACAACUCGCCUGCGUACCUCGCGUACAUCGCCGCGAAGAACAAGGCCGUUGGUAAGGUUGGUAACUUAGAAGAAGAAAGCUCAACCAAGAAAGGAGCGUCUCAGAAGGAAUCACAGCAGCAAGACAGGAGAAUUGACAUACAACCUGCGGAGGAUGAAGAAGACCAAGACGAGGGUCUAUCGGUGAAGCACGUGGCAUACGCGCGUUAUCUCCGCAAUCACCGCCUCAUCAACGAGAUAUUCUCCGACACGGUGGUGCCAGACGUCCGCUCAGUGGUCACCACUGCGCGCAUGCAGAUUUUGAAGAAACAAGUUCAGUCACUGACGAUGCAUCAGAAGAAACUAGAAGACGAAUUGCAGCAGAUCGAAGAGAAGUUCGAAGCAAAGAAGCGCAAGUUCGUCGAGAGCAGCGAAUCCUUCCAAGAGGAAUUGAAGAAGCACUGCAAGCCAGCUGUAGACGACGAUACGUUCAGUCGCAUGGUGGAGCGAGCAUUGGAACAACUGCGACGAGGUGUCAACCCUGGCUCCGUACCGCAUCAGCAGACUAGACCACACGAGCCAAUGGAGCAAGAUCAAAACGCGAUCAAGUCCGAGUCGGGACCCAACGCGCCGACCCAAGUGGAUAAAGUGUCCACCACAGAAGUAAAACCCGAUAGCAACGUUACCACAGAGCUGAACAAACCUGAGCACAAAGAACCUCCUCCGGAGAGCACUGCACAGGACAAUGAAGGUCCAGUCGACCGCAAAGAAGAGAAGCCGCUAGAAAUGAAAGUGGAAAACAAGGACGCCCAGUUGCCACCGACCGCUGGACCCCCGCAGCCGCAACCGCAGAUAACGUCACCGCCGCAUCCACCAAUGAUGAUGCCUCCGAACCCUAACGCGCCAAAUCACCCCGCGCCGCCGCACGGGGGCCCGCCGCCGCCUCCAGGAGGAUACGGUGCUGCACCGUAUGGUCGAUACUACCCCGGUUACGCGGGGGGAUUCCCCGCCUACCCGCACUACUACCCGCCCGAACACUACCCCCCGCAUCACGAGUUCAAGCCCGAGGAGCCACCAGCUAAAAAGGAGUCCGAAUGAUUGUCACCGAAGCGCGUCGUGAAGCGACGCAGGAAAUCUGCGACCAAAGACGCGCAGUAAAGUGACGUAACGUGAUACGUGAAUGUCGACCGUCUUAUUAAUAAACAAACCUAUUCGCUUGCCUUAACUGCACGAAGAUCGGAAACUGAAUUUUCAUUUGAUACCCAAAUAUCACGUGUUUGAAGCGCCUUAAUUUAGGUUUUCCUAAAUAAAAGUAGCCCAUGCAAAAUAUUUCAUACCACUGCUGCAUGAAAUGCAUUCUUUACAUACAGACACUGUUACAAUUUUAUAUUAGUAUUUAUAUUAAUGAUUAUUGAGGUAAGAUUACUGGGAAAAAGAUUUUUGUAUUACACUUAAGCGUCGUUUUCAACGUCAACGUAAAUAUUAUCAAGUUCAAAUAAAGUGCGAAAUAUGUUUAUCAAUAAGACGGUAUUUAAUUUUGAAUGAAGUAAGGACAUUAAAUUAGUGUUAUUGUAAAGGGGAAAAUAAAAGGAAUUAAUGGAAUUAUCGUGGAUGCAUUAAUUAGAUUGGUAAGGUUGGAAACAUUGAUAAGACCACGUGGCGUGCGGUAACGACCAGAUAUAUUAUGUAGAUAAGCAUCGCGUGUAAACGGGUCGAGCGUAAAUGAUGGUUUCAUCUGCGAAUUGUGGACUCCUAACCUAUAUCGGUUUUUUUUGUAAAAUGAAUAUCUGUACAGAUAACUAAUAGCAACGCGUGUCUAUUUACAAAAUGCACUUAAAAGACUGCAAUUGUUUGUUAUACGUAGAUUAAAAAACUUCAACUCACUUACUGUCUAGACUCCUUAUCUGAAAACCAAAAAGCCUUCUCAAUCUGUAGAUAUGUUAUCCAGUUUUUACGAAUCAUCCGGUGUAUUACGUUAUCUUAAUUAGUUAUAUCGCAACACUUUAUGCAACUGUUUUAAUACAAAACAUUUUUCACAAAUUAAAAAUAAAAACUUGUUUUUAUCUCUUGUUUGAUUGAGGGAUCAGAAAAGGGUUUUGUAUUGAAACAGUUUUGCUAUAGAGUUCUUGUGAAGAUCCCGUUUUUGUAAUAUGGUGUAUUAAUAUUUUUACAUGGGUAAAUAAUUCGACUUAUAACUUUUGAUAUGUGAAAUUCGGUAAAACUGAAAAUGUAUCAAAAUAACAUAAUUAUUAUACACAUUAAAUAAAGGAUAAACAACAUCA